AUGAAAUUGAAUGCAAGCUCCAAAAAAAUAGAACGUAAAACACCAUUAGUUACGAUGUGGACAUCAGAUAAGUUGAAGGAAAGACAAUCUUUUGAUAUUGAAGCUGGUGGAUUUGGGGUUGGAAAUCUAAUUGAAUUAAGUUCAAAUUUAGUAGGUGAGAAGAAUGAGAAUCAAUAUAAUGAGAAUCAGGACACACGUAUUGAGGAGUAUGAAGAAAAUCAUGAAACAAUUUUCAACAAUGUCUCAACUAAAAAGGAUAAUAUGGAAGAUAUUAUUUUUCAUUUUCUAUCGAAAUUCCCUAAAGACAAUAGAACGAAGGAGAUGAUAAGGAAGUUUAGAGACAUAUUUUCAACUACACUUUUUUCUAUUCGAGAAAAAUCAGAAAUUAUAAAGGAGGGAACUGAAGUCAAAGCAGAUAGAGUUGAAGAGCUUAAUAAAACAAAUAAUUUUGAUUUUGAUGAUGAUAAACAUGAAGGAAUGAAUACAAAGUUGGUUGAAUUUGUAACUGUUAAACCAUUACAACAGAAGUUUCCAGAGAAUGAAGAAAGACAAACAAAAGAUCAAGAUAUGAAUAUUGAUGACCCGAUAAAUUCGCGUUUAGAGGGUAAUAUUGGUGAGGAAACUGUUGGACAUUCGGACAAUCAAGAAAGAAAAAUAGAAUUUGAAGACAUAGUUGUAGAUGAAAAAAUAAAUUUGGCUUUAGAGGGGAAUAAUAUAGAGGAAACUAUUGGAAAGAAGAAUUUAGAAGGGAAUGUUGAGUGCAAAAUCUUGUUGAGGGUGGUGAAAUGA
Molecule: messenger RNA, 789 nt
Organism: Lactuca virosa
Lineage: Eukaryota; Viridiplantae; Streptophyta; Magnoliopsida; Asterales; Asteraceae
Source: the annotation of a GenBank genome assembly